This is a messenger RNA of Caenorhabditis sp. 36 PRJEB53466, 1123 nucleotides long. Lineage: Eukaryota; Metazoa; Nematoda; Chromadorea; Rhabditida; Rhabditidae. The record is from the annotation of a GenBank genome assembly.
AUGUCGACGCUGCCGUCCACAUCGGCACUCGGAGCCGCCGCCGCGAGCAGCCAACAACAACAGCAGGCGGCGGCAGUCAUCCGAAGACGUCGGUUCAGUACGGCCAAGAUUCAGCCGACGCGCAUCAAGAAGGUGAUGCAGAGCGACGAGGAGAUCGGUCGAAUGGUGCAGUCGGUGCCGGUGAGCAUCGGAAGGGCCAUGGAGCACUUUGCGGAAAAGUUCCUGCAGGUUAGAUUGGGAAUCUUGGAGUUUUGGGAUACUGUACUGCUGAAAUUAGGUAACUGUUUCUACAUAGACAUUUUAGAGUUUCUGACCUAGGACACUCCGAAGUUUUGUCUUGAACUCCCAAUACACUAAUUUCAGUAGUAAUAGGUAAUUCCCUCUUUGAAAUGUCAUCUAGGUUUCUUUAUUAUUAGAGUGAUUCAUCGGUAAACCUCAUUUCUUAGGCAGCAGCCGACGCCACCCAAUUCACGUCAUCUAAAACUUUGAAUCCACAACACAUGAAACAGGCGGUGCUCAACAAUCCGCACUUUGCCUUCCUCGAAUCCGUCUUCAAAGAUGUCACACUUCCGCAGCAAUCGGCCGAUAUGAACACGGCUCGUGCUGCGAUGACGCUGAAAGAACAGCAAAUACUCCAGGAGCAGCAGAAGACGGACGUUGCGAACGCGACGCUGGCCAACGAGCAGCUGAUUCUGGGGCAGUUGGAGCAGCAACUGAUCCAACCGGUACCCCUCUACCUGCAAGGAAUCCCGCCGGCCAACUAUCCGAUCUCGCAGGGUCUCCCCCCUUCGGUUCCGCUCUCUCCGAGCACGCCGACGACGCAGCUCUCGAUCGGAAUGCUCCAAAUGUUCAGAGGGAAGACGGCGACGGAAGGAGGACGAAUCAACGGAAUCAAGAGAGGCUCGACGGACAGCGGAGCCGAUGAGGACCGUCCGAAGCGCGGGAGGCCGAAGAAGUUGAAGCCGGAGAAGUGCGUGGACGACGCGCUUUUUGAGGAGGCGACUAGGAAUAUUGCAAAGGUAUUGAAAUUGAAAACGGAUGACGUGAUAUAAUUAUGUGCUUUCAGGAAGACAAGGAUCGCGAACUGAUGCCUCCGCCAGCUCUUCCGAUCGGUCGUCCGUGA